UGCCAUCAUAGUGCACUGGUUGUGAGAAUGCAUGUGCACAUGCACAUGUGUGAGUGAGUGCAGGUCUGUGUGUGUUUAUGCGUGUGUGUUUGUCAGCAGCAUGGCAUAGCCCAGCCUCGGAAGGAAUGGCAGGACUCUGAGGUGGGGGACGUGCUCAGAGUGAACAAAUCAUGCUAAUUGUUUUGGGAAGACUGUGAAAGUUAGACCCAAGAUGAAGGCACAGAAGGAGGCUUUCUCUUGGGCAUCAGCUGCUUUUGCUGCUCCUCUCCUCUUGAUCCUUGCAGUUCUGAUUCACUCAGCAUGUGUUCAGGGAGUGAACAUCACCAGUCUUGAGACUCUAAUCAGAGGGACGGUGGGUGGAGAAGCUCUGCUCUCCGUCCGAUACUCAAGCACCAGUCUGGAUCCUCCUGUAAUCAAAUGGCAUCUGAAAAGGGACAAACCUGUUACAGUGGUCCAGUCCAUUGGCACGGAGAUCAUUGGUAACCUGCGACCAGAAUACAGAGACCGUAUCCUUGUGUUUGAGAAUGGAACGCUGCUACUCCAUAACCUCAAGCUGUCUGAUGAGGGCACUUAUGAAGUAGGGAUCUCCAUCACCGAUGAUACCUUCACUGGAGAGAGCAGCAUCAAUCUGACGGUGGAUGAGCCAAUCUCUAAACCACAUGUCCACAUGGUCACCUCCACCGUGCUGGAACUGACGCAGAAUUUCACACUAAACUGCACCCAUGAAACAGGCACUAAGACCACCUACGGCUGGGCAAAAGGUGGUCAUCCAUUACUAAACGAGACCCGUCUGCUGCUGUCCCCGGAUCAGAAGGUCCUGACCAUCACACGUGUUCAGAUGGUUGAUGACGACGUCUACAGCUGUAUGGUGGAGAACCCUAUUAGUAGCAUGAGAAGUCUACCAGUCAGACUCACCGUUUACAAAAGGAGCACUCUUUAUAUCAUACUGUCUACAGUGGGCAUCUUCCUCCUCGUCACCCUUGUAACUGUGUGUGCUUGCUGGAAGCCGUCAAAAAAAUCAAAAAGACAGAAGUCCAAAACUGUUAAACCCCGAUCCAUUCCACAAAAUCAUCACAUCAGGUAUCAAGACGUCAAGCCAGAGGAUGAUGCCAUCCCAAUAAUGACUGAUCACGAGCGCAGGAAUCCUGUAUCACUCUACAUCUUAAAAGAGAAGGAUUCUCCUCCCGGCGAACCAGCGUCAACGUGUGAAACAUGCACCUCCAACAGCAGCAGCCCUCCGAGCUACAGCAGCUCAGUACCUCCUCCAUCCGACUUGCUUGAGCUGCCAGCGCGCUCCUCUCGCAGAUACCCUCGCACCCCCACUAAAUCCCCACCGCACCAUCGCCGGAGGAGGGGACACAGUCAGAGCCCACCAGCCCCCUCCUCGCCCCGCAGCCGAGGGUCUGAUCGAGCCUCUCAGCGCCCUGCGUCCUCGUCUCCAGCCAGGAUGCCUGAGGAUCCAUCCACCCCUCCACAGGAUCCCAGAGGCUCCACAAAAACAUAGAUGAUAGCACUUACCACAUCUGCCGAGCCCACAUGCUGCAAAAAGACAGAUACUGCACAAAUACUUUUGCAUUAAUGUAUGUCUAUACCCUUAAUGAGUACUGUGAAUUCAGACAUAUUUCUCUUGUCGCAAAUUCUUUUUCACUUACUAUAUAGUAGGGAAGUGAGCGAUUUGUAUGCAGCCCAAGUUUAAGGUAGGGUAGCAGUUUCUGCUCUACUAGUGUCAUCUAGCAGAACUCGAAAAAUAAAGCAAGUUUUCAGGCAACCUUUGCAAACGCCACUCUCCCCCAAAACAUCACAAACACAGCUCUUACGGGUCUAUAAAAGUGAAGGCAUGUCUCAACAGAUAAAAGUAGGCUACUUUCAACAAAAGAUUCAACAUAUUAGGAAUACUUCUAAGUUAAAAUAUUGAGCUAAAAGUUUUAACUUUCGCUUACCUGUCGUGUCUAGAAUAAACUCAUGAGUUUGUCGUAUCGACUGAAACCCAAACAUUCCAUCAAAUUCCUCCAUAUUCUAAAAACACCAAUGUUUACCCUUUUUUUAAACCUUUUGUCUGUCUCUCUGUAUUUUGGCCUGUCUUUGAAGUCUUCUUUUGGCUUCCACUUCAGUAACGGAAUCUGAAUGUCUUUUCCCCAUGCCUUUUCCACACAGGCUAAACACCCUCUGGCUCAGCUACAAUAGCCAUGCUUCAAGCUCUCGCUAUUGGCUGCGUGGAGGUAUGUGUACACGUGGAGGUAGGACAACCUAUCAUUGCAUUCGGACCAAAUUUUAUGGUCUUGAGCCUUCCAUAGGCCCUGUCCCAAAUCGCACUGAGCCCUCGCAGUCUUCCUCCCACACUUUCAUGACAUAACACUGCUUAGAUUGUUGGUUAGAAGUGUACUGCGGAGCUCGCCUCAGAGUGCAUGCGUGAGGUCAGAAAUAUUAAGAAAUAAAAAUUAAUAACAAAAAAUAAUGAAACAACAAAAACGUUCAAAUGUACAGAAUUUGAAAUCUCUACAACCAGCCAAAUCUCCCAAGCAAUGCCCUAGCAACCACCUAAAUAGGUCUGUAUGUGUUCAAACUGCCCAAGUAUUCAAACAACACAAUUUCAAGGAAAGGCUUUGUCAAGCCAACAGUGAUGUUUUUCUUUCCUUUUCUAGUUUCUCUGUUUCCUUUUUUAUUUUAGUGAAUGUAAAUGACAGUAGAGUUGAUCUGUAAUGAAGAUGUUAAAUAAAAGAUUGAGAAAGACCUGAAUGCAAUCUUUUACAUAUUUGAUUUUGUCCUGUGUUUCUCCUGCUC
Sinocyclocheilus anshuiensis is the source of this 2781-nucleotide messenger RNA. Its product is annotated as hepatocyte cell adhesion molecule-like. The record is from RefSeq and is a predicted model, not a curated record. Lineage: Eukaryota; Metazoa; Chordata; Actinopteri; Cypriniformes; Cyprinidae. Bases 212 to 1504 code for a protein of 430 amino acids. The transcript has 7 exons.